Molecule: messenger RNA, 9052 nt
Organism: Amoebophrya sp. A25
Lineage: Eukaryota; Dinophyceae; Syndiniales; Amoebophryaceae
Source: the annotation of a GenBank genome assembly
CUAGUACAUGUAAAAAGGGCAAGGAACUAGAUGAAGCAAUCGAAUUCCACAAGAAUGAAUUACAAUAUUUUCCUUACUACUGAUGUUGCCGUAGGUCGAAGCCGAAUCGAGUAACAUCGUCAUCACGACUACUGUUUUUAGAGUGGCGGACUAGUAGGAAAUAUGACUUAAGUAGAAAGUAGAGCAACUUCCUUAUUAUACGCUAAAGAACUAAAGAGAAGACUUUUUUCUGACAUACUUAGAAAGAACAACGUUCUAAAGAAGUGAGCACAACUUGCACGACUUGUAGAAUCUAGCACGAGGAUCAAGAAGGAUGUCAGAAGUCAGUCCUCUCAUUUACUCUGAUGAGGAUGAUGUUGAGGCUGGUAGAGGCGGUCGUGGUCGUCGUCGUGGUGGUGGCAACAAGAAGAAGGAGCCUUGUUCUUGUAUGCCAUUCUGGGCAAAGAUCUUCGUUGUCGGUUCUGUCUUAUGGCUAUUGCUAAAGCACUGACCACAACUUCCUUCUGACAUUCUUAGAAAGAACAACUAGUACGUAGGAAUUAUGACAUUUGAGUUUAUGUAGAAAGUUGACGAAAGAAGAAGACCGACUAAUAAUCUGGAAAGGUAUUACUCCCCCCUGCUAAUAUUAGAGCAUGACACUAGAAGUUGGGGCUCUUUUUUAUCUUGAAAUAGAAAAGGACAUUACAGGGAGCACUCCGUUCUAAGGUAGUACUUCGUUCUAAAAUACGUACACAUGAUUUAUUCUUGAUUUAAAAUCAACUAGGCUCCAAAGUAUGUAGCUGUUUUCUUGAAAAUUAAAGAAGCGCUUCCAAAGAAAAAGUUUAAUUUCUUGAAAAGUCGAAAGUAGAGACCACAACCUACCGCUGACAUAGCCUUAACAUGGAAGACAACAAGAUAACAUGUAGAGUCUAACUGUGGCGAUCAUUUCGACUACUGCCUUGGUCUUUAUCCUCCUGAGGAAAGGAGCCGGAAACGAAGCCCCGAAGGAAGUCGAAAGCAAAAAGGCCUCCUUACGGUCAGCGUUUGAGUUUAUCCAUCUUUCUGCUGCUCAGCAUAAGUACCCCAAGCAGUUCUUUCUGCUCAGCAUAAGUGCCAUAGACGGCAUUUCAGCAUCUCGAGAAAGACUCAUGAUCCAAAAUUUGAUAAAGUGACUAUUCUCAUAUAGACGGUUUUGAAACAUUCUUAUUGAUCUGACUCUUAUGUAACUAACCUCCUCCCAUAGCAGGUCUUUGAUUCCCCAUCAUAUUUUCUUUUAGAGGUGUGCUGCAGAUCUUGACUGGCUUUCACCUUUUGGUGAAGGUUUAGGCCCUGCGGCGCUCAAAGCACUAAGUAAGACAACCGGUUAGUUUUCACCUCGACAAUAUUAGGGUUAUCCCGUGCAACACCAUAGACGGAAUUCCAGCCUAGACGGUUGUAUUAGUUCUCAAGUUAGUUCUGCUACUUCAUAGUUUUCGGAUCUUUGUUGACUUUUUCUCCAGCCACCUAUGAGUAGAGUGAGGUUUUGGUAGCCGAUUACUCAUCCAGAGUUUAGAUCACGUCGACGCCCGAAUUUCACAUCUACUCUAGAAAGUCGCCAUGCUCGUUUACUACACAUCAGCCAACAUGGAAUCGACUGGGAUGAAUAGAAGUAGGUGACUCUAAAAACCUCCACGGCGAAGACCUCAACGAAAGACGCUGCUGCCAAACCUGACGCUGCUGCCGAAUCUGAAGAAUCCGAAGAAGAUCACGAUCCGAACGUGUACUUAAUAAUCAAUGAAGAUGUUCCUUGUUCGGUAGAUGAUUGAAGUAUACUAGUAUGUAUUGUAUAUAACUAGUAGGAACUAUGGAUCUAGUUGGAGUCAUUUUGUCCUCCGUAGAGAAGGUAGAUCGCAGUUGUUGUUGGUGUUGUUGUUGUUGUGGAGUCGUUGUGAAAUGAAGAACGGAAACUAUGUACGAAGUGGGAGGCCGUGCUAUCUUCAAAAUCAACAAAAACCAAUGCUAGCUUUAGAAAAUAGGUAGAUACCAUAAUGUUGAGACAUGAUACUAGCCGUUGUUGAUAUUAUUUAUAUUGAGACAUUGCCGUUGUUAAGAUAUCAUAAUGAGAAAUAGCCGUUGUUAAGAUACCAUAAUGAGAAAUAGCCGUUGUGAAGAUACCAUAAUGAGACAUAGCCGUUGUUAAGAUACCAUAUUUUGCAUAAUGAGACAUAGCCGUUGUUAAGAUACCAUAAUGAGACAUAGCCGUUGUUGAUAUUAUUGAUAAUAGGAUCUUACACUUCCUACUUCUAAAUUAGGAUAUUGGAUCAAUUAUCAGCACCUUAAAAACUCGACAAAUGACAGGAAGAAACUGCAGGCCUACCUGGAUCGUCCUGCCGAGUCUAAAGUAAGAGAUUCGGUGGCUCCCACAGGUUCUUAUUCCUUUCUUAAGGUCGGUGUAAAAGUAAAUAAAUAUGUUGUCAGUAGCCACUGAAGUCUGCUGGUUUAUCUAGUGGACCCACACCUAACCUAACCUAACAGACAAUGAAAGAAGAUGAAUUUGAUCUCUACUGCGAAAAUUAUUUGACCACGAGUAGUACUAGGGUUGUGAUCUACUUCUUUGAUAAUCAAAAAAAAAAAAAUUGCAUGAAGAAAAGUAAUCGUCGUCGUCGUCGUCCUCUAAUGGUAACGCGGGCCCUGUUAUAAGAAGUAGCAACGAGAUACGGGAAUCGAAUCGGCGAACUGAGAAGAAGGAAAAUCUGAAGAAACAGGUGAAGACAGGUGGGCGCUUUGCUCCUAUCGCUGAUGGCAAAAUUCGCCAGUACAAUAAGGAGGAAGAUAAAUUCAUUUACACUGGUAUAAUUACAUGGGCAGUAUGAUUUGUGGUUGUCAUGGGCAGUUUCGCGACAUUUUCACAUGACAGAGAAAAGAAAUAUUUAGAGACAGAAACCCUAGAAGGUAGGCUCAUCAGCAGCCAACCGCGCUAGUAGACCCACAUUUAACGUAGUUGGCUCUACCCCAAGAAUCAAUAGUUCCAUUUGUAUGCUCUUGUCACUUUAUCAGGGUUCUUCUCCAUUUUAUCAGGUUUUAGCGAUGAUACGGACUUCGAGGUGUUUGCUUCCCCGCCGCAGGAGUACAACCUGCCAGAGCAUGAGAAGUUAAGGUCACUAUAUUAUAGAUAAGUACGUGUGUUCUACAGGUCACCAAAUACAAUUAUUUGUUGAUGAAGAGGCGUCUAGUCUGAGGUCGUUGCACUACAGAUUGAGUAGCCUCCUGCUGCAAUUGCUCAGUUAUUGUGGCUGGGAGUAUUCUGGAGGCCUUAUAACAGAGUAACUAAGGAGCUGCCCCUUUUCCCCUUGAAAGUCUAUAGGUAAGAGGGGGGCCUCGAUGGUCUGCAGCUAGAGGGGAGAAAAACCGCCACUCAUACAAUUCGUCUCAAGUUGAUGCUGAUAGGUUUGCAAUUACCUUUUUUGAACAUCGUGGGAGGCACGCUGUGAGGACCGCAUGCUCAGUCCCACCGGGGGCGGCUUGGUAGACCACAUAGCCGAGACAUGACAUGGCGUGAGGUCUCAGGGACGUUUCUUUCUAAUAAACGCAGGCCUCAAUCUCAGUGGUUUUUAAGGAUCUAAUUCUAACUCAAUCACUCUCUCACUGGUCGUUUAGUAAAUUCUAACUCAAUCUUCACUCUCUCACCAAGUAGAAGUAGAAACAGCCUCGUGCUUACUCACAAUAAGUCAAACACGAGGUCAGAGCCUCCAAGGAUCAUGAGUUCUGCUACUGAUACUAUGGGAAUACUGUUCCCAUACUAUACUCCUAAGUUCGUGAGGGUCCAUAACCUAACCUAACCUAGCCUAGCCUUCUUGUGCUAGGAAUAGCGUACGUGUAGGGGAGACUGUAAAUGUAGUGUAGUCCAUACUAGAGCCAAUGCACCGCUUUCUUCCCAUCACCUCUGCGGGUUGGAUAUCCCUCCCUGCAGCUCUAAGGUAUCAUGCCGUUUUUGCGUUGUAAAGCAGCGAAAAUCGAUGAACGAGACUGGGACUACAUUGGAGAAGCAGGGAAGGAGCACGAUUCUGGUCGCCGCGCCACGUGCACGGUGGUGGUUUCCAAAUGGGAUCCAGAAACUGUGGAGCCCGUCGGCGAGUCUCAUUAUGAGGAAGGACAACAAUAGAUCAACUACAGUAGAUGUUGAAGACGCAUCAGUAGUCCUGUAGGACAUGACUGUAGGUGGAAAGCUAUGCUGUCAACGCCAUGUGGAGUCUAAACUUAUAGAGCAAAGCGCUACUACUCCACAUGAUGGGGACAGCAGUCCCAAGACUACUACUUACAUCAUCGAAGUAGCCCGUGACACACAAAGAUCUACGUAGAUCUGGGCGUCACAAGUAGAUGAUGUCCAUUGAUGAUGCCGAUUACUCUAUGUCUAUAUCCUAGGAUAAGUCCUGACUUGCUUGCACCCAUGUGAUCGGCCUUACACGACUAAUUUACCUUCUCUAAGGUAAAAAACAAAAAGCAAACCAUCGAGUGAGUGUUAGUGUUUAAAACUCUGCUUCUAUUAUGUCCUUACACUAUUGAAAUAAAUUAUGUCUUUACACUAUUUACUUAUGAAUUAUUAUUAUUUGUCUUUCCAAGUACAACACUAUUUACAUAAAUGUCUUUAAUACACUCACUAUUUAUUUGAAUGUCUUUACAUCUACUUAGACUUGGUAAGUGGUUUCUUGGACUAUCUAAGGUUAAUAAGAAGGCUAUUCCUAUUCAAUAUUUGUAUCUACUUGAUACUACAUCUACUCACAUACAGAAGAUUGGAUCAUCUCACCAUCAUGUGAUCAUACGAAGAACACCAAGUGGUCCCUCGCUUCUGCCUCUAAGUUGUCUUAUGGAGGUGGCCAGCUUACGCGAACAUGUUGGCGUUUGACUUCAGAGAUGAACGCAAAAUGUGGCUGAGUACGAUGGCACGACUCGUGGAAGAGCUAGAAUUAAGGCGGACACUCCUGUUACUCGUCGAAAAAAAAGUAUCUGUAUCAAUCUAGCUGUCUAGCUAUCUACCCAUCAGGAGGAUCAUUAGAAGGCAACAGAUCUUCAUAGCAGCAAAACCUGUGAUUAAAGACACAACAAAGACUUUCACUCCUUGUACUACCUCCUGGGAUUAAAAAAGUCAUGAGUUGCAGUAUGCAGGUUACCCCUGUAGAAGCCGAGUCAAUUUGUAGCCUAUCCAAGCAUCGAUCCUAUCCUGUCCUGUCCUAUCCAAGUAUCUCUCCUAUCCUAUGACUGGAGAGGAAUUUGGAGUAGCGUUUGGAUUAACGUGAAUGUAGUAUCCUGUGGUCCUGUCCUAUCGUAUUUCUUCGCUAACAGCUAGCACAGAGUCGACAUUGUUCAGGGGUAAAAAAUCAAUGCCGGGUGGUGUCCGCAUCGAGACGAACCAAUACCGUGGACGGGAUACGGUUUUUAAGUUCGCGUUGUACCAUUCGAAAGCUGCGCCGCCGGUGGCGAGUGCGCCCGAAAAGACCUUUACGACGACAUUCCAAAAUAUAUAUCAACAUGAGCACUCACCGGAGGCAUUGCGCAGGGCUUCGGCCUGUCUUCGACGGUGAGAGCUCUGGGGCUGACAGGACGACGAUAGCGCAGGCGCUUAGUUAGUUUUACCAGAUAAGAACGCACUUGAUAGAAGCUAGCCUAUUCUUUUUUCUACCUUCCUCUGGUUUUUCUUUUUCUAGUUAGGUCUGCUCCGCCACGAAUAUAGGGUAUUAGUAGCAUACUAGGAUACUAUUUCCUCGAUAAUCAUACUAGAGUACAACAAAAUAAGUACUGCAGCUCUAAGAGUAGUUUUUGCUUCAACAAUAGUAUGCAUCCUUUCUUCUAAUAUUUGGUACGUCACACCGCUUACCGACGAGAUGCCUGAGAGGAAAUACACGCAGGUGACCUUGAACAAGGGACACGACAUCCUAGAAGUCGUUCCGGAAACACGCUGGUUAUGUUGUUGGCCAUGAUGUUGAGAUUAUUUUUAUAUUGAUUGUCGUCUCAAAAUUUAUAGAAAAAAUGAAUCUGGGUACUGUACUAGGUGGAUCCCUUCGUAUCCUAUCCUAUCCCAUCCUAAUAUCGUUAAUGUGUUUAUAGUAGUAGUACUUGUUAACUCAUUUGUUCUGAUUCUACUAACAUUAUUGCUAGGUAAAUGAAUGAAUGAAUUGUUAUGUAGACAAGGUGUGCAUGGCGUUGCAUUAUGCACGCAAGGUGAACAAAAGGAGCAUUCUUGUUCUGCAUAGUUUAUCAUUAGAAUCUCGUCUGCGCACCAUAGUUUUCAUCAUCCUCAUGACCUAAUGAGCCUUUUGCAUCCCAUGAGCCUUCAUCAUUCUGGUGACCUCAUGAGUCUUCAUCAUUCUGGUGACCUCAGCCCUCAUCAGUCUACUCAAAGAAGUUGUAAGAAAGUCAAGGUCUUCUUCUAAUUAAUGAUAAGAAGGAACUCCCUUAUCAGUCUACUCAAAGAAGUUGUAAGAAACGAUAAGAAUGCAGUACUUAUCAGUAGAGAGAGAGAGAAGAAUGCACAACUUGCACCACCUCCCGCUAGGCACAUUCAUUCAUUCACUCACUCACUCAGUUAGAGAAGAACAACUCCUGGCACUAAUGCACUACUGAUUAUCAGAGAAGAUUACCACUACUUAUCAGAGAAGCAAGUCUUUGUCUAAUAAAUGAUAAGAAGAGCAUUUCCAAGGAGGAAGCACGUUGCAGCGAUGGCACCCACGGUUGCUACGGAAAUUUGGGCAGUUUUAUUCGCUUUGCUCCCCUUGCCUUCGUGGAGGAUGUUUUCGAGACCUUGGGAGACAUUUUGCAUAAUACGGCUCCUGAAGGAUUCUACUUGUUAGAGAAUAUAUUGAUAACUACGUACGAUUUAUAUUCUCGUACAUCAGGAGAGUACAUUGAUUACUCAAGGCUUAACCUGUGGACGGUACGGGUUUAACCUGGAGACGUUCGUCUCGCUGACAGGUCAGAGCGUCCCUGGGAGGGUGCUCCUCUGGAUCGACCUAGAGUAGCUGCUCCUCUGGAUAAAGUCAGAAUUUUUUCAAAGCCCAGAGGAGCUCCUACUCUAAGUUUAUAAUUGAAAUACACUGGUUCCAGAGGAGCUGCUAACUGAAAUAGACUGGUUUCAAUUCGUUCAAAGUCCAAUGCCCUAAUCUGCUGCGCUCGGACGGCACUUUGCUGGGGACCUUCAAGGAGUUGAAGAUGGCGUCACUCAAAAAAGAUCCUUCUACGGGGAAGGCUGCGCAGGAGCUAUACGAAAAAGCGGACGUUUUUUUAAGGAAACUAGAAGUACUUGGCUUAAUUGAUUAAUGUGAAAUCUAUUUGGUUGCUUUGAUUAUCAUUAUCUAGGUAUACCUAUGCGAAAAGCACCACACAUUGUCUCAAGAUCAUUGUGUAGGUUCCAUACAAAAAUAAGAGCUGGCGUAGGUUUUUCAGGGACUAUUGUAUGUUUGAUUAUCUAGCGAUACGAAAUAGCUGGCGUAGUUUUUUUAGGGGGGGCGUUCGUUCAUAACUUCCAUCUAGUAGCGUCUCUUAGACGAUUAAACUGAAUCGUGACAGAGACGCAUGGGGGACAUUAUAUUUAGUAGUAAACGACCUUCCCUCGCCUCUCUACACGACCGCUCCCCUCUCCUCUCUACGCGGCCGCUCUCCUCUCCUCUCUGCACGACCGCUCUCCUCUCCUCUCUACACGACCGCUCCCCUCUCCAUUUUACACGACCGCUCCCCCCUCCUCUCUACACGACCGCCCCCCUCUCCUCUCUACACGACCGCUUCCCGCUCCUCUCUUCACGACCUCUACUCCUUUGUCUGCUCUAAUCUGUGGGACUAACGGCGGUGGAGUAAAUUGGCUCCAUAUCCGUGUCGGUGCGACCAAGCAAAGCUCCGAGGAGAGAGCAAAACGAUAUUUUGUAUCGCCAUUUCGGUUCAAUUAAGGCUAGUAAAUCACUAUUAUUUUCGCAUUCCCACUAUUUAUCGUUUGACUGACUCCCUGGUUGUAUCGUUUACCUCACAAGUCGUCACGGGGAAUUCAAUUGACAUACUCAAACAGGGAUAAUCCGUUGAAAGAACAUCAGGGAUAGUGAUUGCCUUUGACUGGCGUUAAUUUAGGCCGGAUGCGGAUCAUGGAUAGAGCUAGAAACAAGUUGGCAAACUUAAUUCUAGAGGGGUUACAAGUGGUGGAGGGGACAGGAGGAGCAGCCGGGAGGGACUUGGAAAUAGUCGAGGAAGACACUGUAGAGUAGGUUGUUUGCAUGUUAUUCGAAUUCAAAAUUGUUGCGAUUCACAUGAUAGUCGUAUUGGUAUUAGAUUCAUGAAGAUGAAAUUGAAGUGAACUCCAGCGGUUGAAGCAUACACAAUACUGUUACUGAUACAUAGAGAGUUCGUUUAUUGAGACUGCGUUGGUUUACGUACAUGUAAUGCAAUUGAUUUUUUUGUGAAUUGAAAGUGAAUGUUGGAGUGAAGAAUCCCACCUAACGUUGAAUCCAGGAUGCAAGAUACAAAGUAUAAGUUACUGCAUCGUCGCAAGUCACAACAGGAACACUAAAAAGGACUGAUGAAGAAUCGAAAUCGAAAUCCUCGAAGAAUUACCGUCAGGGGUUGGCUGAUGCCCGGGCUGCUCUGCGUAAGAGGAUGAUAAUACCUAGAAGUAGAGCAUCACGAUACAUAGUUACACCUAGAAUUGUCAUACUUGGGUCCACAUGCUGUCUGAAUCUUGGUUUAAUAUCCACACCAAUUUAUAUUUUGAUUCAAGCAGUAGUAGACGUAGCAAAAAAGGCUUACAGAUUUUCAAUCUCCCCCAACAAGAAAUCCAAGAAAUACCAUAAUACUACAGCAGAUAACCGCACAUAGACGAAAAUGUACAUAUUCAACAUACGGACAUGAUACCCGUGACUACAGUGUAGCUUUUCUACACUCGACAACACUUUCAUCGACAAAUGAAUUGACUGAUACCCAUGAAAGACCCGACGAGACAUCUGAGACUCGUGUGUUAUAAAUAUCCAAGCUGAUCGAUGAAGAUGACAACGAACAGAAUUACUAUGUGUUGAGAACAAGCUACUAAGGGUAUGAUCACUUGAGGCGCAAUGAAUGAAUG